This is a messenger RNA of Mesorhabditis belari, 348 nucleotides long. NCBI's taxonomy places the organism in Eukaryota, Metazoa, Nematoda, Chromadorea, Rhabditida, Rhabditidae. The record is from the annotation of a GenBank genome assembly.
AUGAACGACGUGCUAAAACUCCAACGAUUGCCCGUUCGAUUGCCGAACAUUAGCCAAGAGCAAUGGGAUGACUACAGGGGAAUCUCUGUGAACUUCUCGUAUGGAGGGAGACUUCUCUCUCGUCUACUCAAUAGUUGGAAUCCCUCCGAAGUGUCGAUUACCGUGUUUGUCACCUAUGCGAUGUCGAUCGGCAUCCCUCAUCUCGAUAGCAUGAUCCCAUUGGUGGGUGUCACUUCGGGAACUCUUUGCGCUCUCGUCUACCCGCCACUCUUCGAGAUCAUCACUUUUUGGGAUGAAUGGAAGAUAACAAUACCUGUGAAACGCCAAUCAAUUCUGUUAACCCCGUUU